AUGCUUCGUUCCUCAAACUUGUGUCGAUCAAUUACAGCUUCUCGUGGAAAGCAUGCUUUGACCGGAGACGACUAUCAAUAUCUGGAAAAAUCAGAAAUUCCAUCGUAUCACUUCCAGAAGUCGCUGAGAAGACUGCCUAUCCCAAAGCUUCCAGAUACGGUAAAUCGCUACCUUGCUUCUUCUAAAGCAGUGCUCUCUCCGGAUGUUUUUGCAAAAACUGAAGCCACCAUUCGCAGUUUUGAAGCCAAUGAAGGUCCAAAACUUCAAGAAGCGCUUCUAGAAUACGACAAGGCUCAUAGGGACACCAGUUACAUUUCUGAGCCAUGGUUUGAUAUGUAUCUAAGAGCCAGAGUUCCAGUUGCUGUGAAUUACAACCCAUUUAUGAUGUAUGCUCCAGAUCCAAAUCCGAAAUUCAAUGAUCAGCUAACUCGCGCCACGAAUCUCGCCAUUUCCUAUGCUAGAAUCAAGCGAUCCCUCGAUGAGAACCUCUUGGGGCCAGAGGUUUUCCAUAUGAACCCGAAAAAGAGCGAUACAAAAUUAUUCAGAACCGUUUGCAAAACUCUUCCACCAAGUCUCUCAUGGUUCGGUGCAGUUGCAUUCAAAGCUUUCCCACUUGACAUGUCACAGUAUAAAUCUUUAUUCUGCGGAUCGCGAAUUCCAAAGAAAGAAAAGGAUAUGCUGUAUUUGGAUGCCUCUCAAAAGCAUUUCGUUGCGUUCUACAAAGGUCAUCCAUACGCAGUUCGUAUCUUUGACGAUGAUGGUAAACUCCUUGAUGCUGAAGACGUUCAUGCAUCUCUCGCUUGGAUUUUGAGUAAUGGAAAGGAAGCGGCACCAGAGAGCAGUAUUGGAUCCCUAACGUCGUUGGAUCGUGACUCGUGGGCUGAAGCUCGAGUGGAACUCGAAAACGCAGGAAAUGGAGAAUAUUUGAAGAAAAUUGAUGGUGGACUUUUCGCAAUUUGUCUUGAUGACCUCAAAACUGAAGAACAUAAAAGACUCGUCCAAUCUCUUCUCAUCGGAGAUGAUGCUCGUAAUCGUUGGUUUGACAAGUGCUUCCAGACUAUCAUCGAUGCCAACGGUCAAGCCACAAUCAACUUUGAACACUCGUGGGGAGAUGGAGUUGCCGUGCUUCGUUUAAUGGAAGAAUCAUUCAAGGAUACCAACAAAAAUCAUUUUGUAUCUCCAGACGACACUCCAAAAUCUCAUAAUCCAGCACAUGUGCAGGCACUCGAAUUCAAGCUCACGGAUUCUCUCAAAUCUAAAAUCAGUGAUGCUCAGAAGAAACACGUCUCUGCAAAUUCUGAUCUUGAUUUUGCGACAAUGGAAUUCGAAGGACUCAACAGAGAUUUGAUCAAGAAAACUAAAUUGUCACCGGAUUCUGUGAUGCAGCUUGCUAUUCAAAUGGCAUUCUAUUCUUUGUACAAAGAGUUUGUUCCAACGUAUGAGUCAUGUUCCACUGCUGCUUUCUUGAAGGGAAGAACUGAAUGCAUGAGAUCGGCAACAUCAGCUACGCGUGCCGCCACCUUGGCUAUUCUUGAAGAAAAUCGUAAAGAUGUUCGACAACUAUUGACUGAUUGCUCCACACAACAUUUCCAACUUGUAAAAGAAGCAUCAAUGGGACAAGGAUAUGAUCGACAUUUGCUCGGCCUCAAAAUCACAGCUCAACGAUUGAGCCAACCAACUCCAGAUUUCUUCCAAGAUCCAGGAUACACGAGAAUGGGUCAUUUUGUACUUUCAACGAGCACUUUGUCAACGGAUACGAUUGUCUUCGGAGGAUUCGGACCAGUUGUGCAAGAUGGAUUCGGUAUUGGAUACAACGUUGUUCCCAACAAACUCGGAGCCGUUAUUUCGAGCAAUAAGUCGAAACGUGACGCUGCCGCCUUCUCGAAUGCUCUUUACAAGAGUUUGGACAUUCUUCGUGGUCACCUUCUCGAUCCGAAAUAAUUGUUUGAUGACAUUUAUGUAUUUAUAGUGUAAACUACUUAUUUAUAUUCAUUUUUCUGUAUUUUAGGGUAAUUUUUCCUCGCGGUUUCUGCCAGAUUUUAACCUAACGAGUAUUUUCAGUUUCAAAAAAUUCUUGCUUUCACAUUGUAAAUGUUAAUUUUUGUGAUAAAUUUUUAUCAAUCGGGAAAUCAA
Molecule: messenger RNA, 2133 nt
Organism: Caenorhabditis elegans
Lineage: Eukaryota; Metazoa; Nematoda; Chromadorea; Rhabditida; Rhabditidae
Gene: cpt-2
Product: Calponin-homology (CH) domain-containing protein
Exons: 10
Coding region: 1-1941 (646 amino acids)
Molecular function (GO): acyltransferase activity
Source: RefSeq, marked reviewed